Diabrotica virgifera virgifera (western corn rootworm) is the source of this 4441-nucleotide messenger RNA. RefSeq names its product cytochrome P450 9e2-like. Gene Ontology annotation, molecular function: oxidoreductase activity, acting on paired donors, with incorporation or reduction of molecular oxygen; iron ion binding; heme binding. The transcript is spliced from 7 exons. The record is from RefSeq and is a predicted model, not a curated record. NCBI's taxonomy places the organism in Eukaryota, Metazoa, Arthropoda, Insecta, Coleoptera, Chrysomelidae. The coding region runs from base 376 to 1932 and encodes 518 amino acids.
GUAUUAUUUUUAUACACGCCCAUGGAUUAAUUUCCUCCUAUUAAAAAAAUAUUGGGCCUAAAUUUCGGCAGGUAGCAGUUCUGUAUUUAUUAAUGAAGGUGAAAAGAGUCUUUCUGAUUCAUUUUUUAUGUUGUGGUUAAUAACAAUUUUCAGUUAUCGUGGUGCAAUCUAAAGUGAAAAAUAUUUCAGUCUAUAAUAGCUUUUUUGUUUACAAUGGAAAAUUGUAAAAUGGAAAAGUAAAAGUUAACUUGUCUCAGUUAAAAAUUAAUCUCAGUAGGAUAAUUAUUGUAGUGUGACAAAUACCGCUUUUAUUAUAAUUUUACUACAUUGUUAACGACGGUUAUUUUUUUUAAAGGGUAUCUACCUUUUAGGAAUAUGUUGGAAGUCUUUCUUGUUGGAAUAGUCAUCUGUUUAAUAAUAUAUCGAAUGAAAAGGUAUUUCCGAUAUUGGGAUCAGUAUGGAGUCAAAACGGUCUCGUCGAUAUAUUUGUUGAAAGAACUGGUUAAAGUGUACCGCAGACAAAGGAUAAUGACUGAUAUGUGUAGAAAUGUUUAUAACGCCAUUCCAAAUGCAAGAUAUUUCGGCGUUUAUCAGUUCUCAAAGCCUGCUUUGGUGCUAAAAGAUCCAGAUCUGAUCACAGAGCUCACUAUAAAACACUUUAACCAUUUCACCGAUCAUCAGUUUAUGAUUUCAGAGAAGUUUGAACCAAUGUGGGGCAAGAGUUUGUUCAUAAUUAAAGGUCAAAGAUGGAGAAAAAUAAGACACAUCAUCUCCCCUUCGUUCACGUCCAAUAAACUAAAAAUUAUGUUCGGCCUUAUUACCGAUUGUGCGAAGAAUUUCACGGAGCAUUUCUUGCAGAAAAAUGAAGACGUCAUCGAAGUAGAACUGAAGGAGGUUUUUAAAAGAUUCACCAACGAUGUAUUGACAUCUACAUCGUUUGGUCUCGCUGUUGAUUCUUUCAAAAACCCCAACAAUCAGUUCUUGGAUAUGGCUAAGAAGAUGUUUAAUUUUACUAGUGGGUUUGGAAACCUUAUUAAGUUUAAUAUUAUGAUACAAUGGCCAGCUCUGUAUGAGUUUUUAGGCUUACCAGUAUUUGAUGCAACUGUUAAUGACUUCUUUGAAAGGCUUGUGGAAGAUACCAUCCAAAUGCGCGAAGAGCGGGGAAUAGUACGACCUGACAUGAUCCAUUUGCUGAUGGAAGCCAAGAAAGAAUCUCUUAAAGAGAAAAAUAUUGAUAAUGAGAAAUCUGAAGAUACAGAUACCAAAAACAUCGAACUAACGAAUAAAGAUAUCGCAGCCCAAGCUUUCUUCUUCUAUCUGGCCGGAUUCGACGCUGUAGCUACUGCCAUAUGUUUUUGCUGCUACGAAAUGGUUGUAAAUCCUGAAAUACAAGAUAGACUGAGGGCAGAAGUAGAGGAAAGCUUCGAUAAUUGUGGAGGAGCAGUCACAUAUGACACGAUCAAUGAGUUAAAAUACUUUGACAUGGUUCUACAAGAAACUAUUAGAAAAUGGCCUCCACUCUUUGCAAUGGAUAGAGUGUGCACCAAGUCAUUCACAAUUGAACCGAAAGUGCCAGAUGAGCAGCCAGUACAUUUAGAAAAGGGCAGCAUCUUCUGGUUACCUAUUUACGCCCUCCAUCAUGAUCCUACUUACUUUCCAGAUCCAGAGACGUUUGACCCAGAACGAUUUACUCCAGAAAACAAGCGCAACAUCAAAGCUGGCACCUUUUUAGCAUUUGGAUCUGGUCCCAGAAGUUGCAUAGGCUAUAGGUUAGCUUUCGUAGAAAUCAAGACAUUUCUCUUCCAUCUUUUGUACUAUUUUGAAAUAGUUAAGACACAGAAAAGUCAAAUACCGAUCAAAAUCAAGCCUACUUCUCCCAAUCUUUGCUCCAGGGAUGGGUUUUGGUUCGCUUUUAAGAAAAUUCAAAGGUAGUUAAUGGAAAAGUUAGUUUUCGUCUUUCUAAAUAACUCUCAGUUCCUUUAUACCGGGUGUCCCAAUAAGAAUGGCCCUCGGCCAUACCUCAGGACCCGUUUAUAGUACAGCUUUGAGAAAAAAAUUUUUAUAACAAAAGUUGCCUCAGGAAAUGCCUGGAAAUUAUUUUCAUAAUUGUAGGUCCACCGCUAGAGGGCGUAAUUGAAUAUAAAAAAUUAAAAAAUCAAAAUUUUACAAAAUUUGCCUAAUGAAAGGGCACUGGAAAUCCCAUCAUCGUAUUCUUCAUAAAAUUCUGCGCAUAUUUGAUUUCACAAAUUUAAUUCUAGCUUUGCAAAUAAGACGUGGGGUGAGUGGGAACCUUCUUAUGAAAAAAUGGCUGUAAGUCCGGUUCUGCUAAAUCGAAUUUUGCAUACUUGGUCUUGUUGAAAACAGCUCUUUUUCGUAAAUGUAAGUGUCUUAUUUUCGAAAUACCGUAAUAAGUACUAAUUAAUAUGCAAGCUAGGAGGUGUUAUUUAAUUAUUUUCAGAAAUCUAGUUUUCUUUGGAAAAUAUUAAAUACAAGUAUGCAUUUUUAAUCCUGUAUUACAAAAUUAGACCAAAUUAGCAACAUAAUACCGAAAACCGCAUGUCGAUACCUUUUUUCUAUCUCGAGAUAUCUUAAGAAAUGUGUAAAUCUUAAACAACUGUUACUGUCACCGGUAAACGAGAUUAAGGAAAAGUAUAGUGUACUAUAAAAAAAAACAAAUAAAUAUUUUCCGGAUGUAAACGUAUAUAAUUAAUUAAAACAACAGUAUAAAAUAUAACAAAGAAAUAAAAGCAACUACAUACUUACUUAGUACUUAGUGACUGCCUAAAUGUUCAAAUUGUUGCCUAUCACUUUCGAUGCAAGCAUUUACUCUUUCAAGAGUAGAUUGAAUAGCAACAGAUUUAACUGUUUAGACUUUUAUUUAUGGGGACGGAUUAAAGACCUUGUUUUUGCUGCUAGGCCCACUACUCGAGAAAACAUGAUCUAGAAAAUACGAAAAGCCAUUCAAAGCUAAGCGAAAGCAGAAAUUGAGACUGCUGUUCAAUCUACUCCUGAAAGAGUAAAUGCUUGCAACGAAAAUAAUGGUCAACCAUUUGAACAUUUAGGUCGUCACUAAGUAAGUAGUUGCUUUUAUUUCUUUGUUAUAUUUUAGUGUUGUUUGUCUUAUUGUUGUUUUAAUUAAUUAUAUACGUUUACAUCUGGAAACUGUUUCUUUGUUUUUUCCAUAGCACACUACUUUCCUUAACUUCGUUUACCGGUUACAUUAACAUUUGUUUAAAAUUUCGAUAUGCGAUUUUCGGUAUUCUGUUGCUAACUUCGUCUAAUUUUGUAAUACAGAAUUAAAAAUGCAUACUUGUAUUUAAUAUUCUCCAAAGAAAACUUGAUUUCCAAAAAUAAUAAAUAACGCCUACUAGCUGGCAUGUUACUUAUUACGCUAUUUCGAAAAUAAGACUUACAUUGACGAAGAAGAACUGUUUUCAACAAGACCAAGUAUGCAAAAUUCGAUUUUGCAGAACCGGACUUACAGCCAUUUUUUCAUAAAAAGGUUCCCACCUAUUAUUUGCAAAGGUAGACUUAAACUUGUGAAAUCAAAUGGUAUGCGCAGAAUUUUAUGAAGAAUACAUGAUUAAAUUUCCAGUGCCCUUUCAUUAGGUAAAUUUUGUAAAAUUUUGAUUUUUUAAUAUUUGAUAUUCAAUUACGCCCUCUAGCGGUGGACCUAGAAUUAUGAAAAUAUUUUCCAGGCUUUUCCCGAGGCAACUUUUGUUAUAAAUAUUUUUUUCUCAAAGCUGUACUAUAAACGGUUCAUGACAUAUUGCCGAGAGCCAUUCUUAUUGGGACACCCGGUACAUUCCUUUUGUCCUGUAUGUUUUUUUUUCAUCCUGUGUCCAUGUUAUCGUCAAAUGGUCCUUGUGUGACCUAUUUUCUUCCUUUCAGAGUCUAUCACUGUCCACAUUUCGACUAUUUUUGUCUAGACAUGAGUUUGUCUGUUUUUCAAUAAUAUAAUAAUAUAAAUCUAUUCUGCUAUUUCUGACCCAGUCCUUAAUUUCCUUCACCUUGCAUCUCCGGAAUCUUCGCAAUUAAUAAUUACCUAUACUGCUAGCUCUGUCCAAUAGUAUCUUACCAUCGAUUUUUUUAAGGGUUUUCAUCUCUGCUGCUUCUAGCAAUCUUUUUGUCCUCUUUGUGUCAGGUAAUGUUUCUCCCACAUGGCAUUAUUGGUCUGAUGACUGUUUUGUAAAUUCUGCGUUUCAUUUGUACCGAUAUUUUUAUUUCUCCUUACUGUUUCAUUCACGUAACCUGCGGCUCUAUUCACUUGAUCUUUUACUUGUGUUUCGAGCUUUCUGUAGCUAGAUAGUGUUAUACCUAGAUAUUUAAACUCGUAUCAUGUGUUCUAUUAUCUGACCCUCCAGCUCUAAUUUACAUCUCAGUAGAUUUGCUGUUAUAACCAUGCAUGUCUUUUGUGGGGAAAUAAACAUGUUACAUUUUC